Exophiala xenobiotica is the source of this 1538-nucleotide messenger RNA. RefSeq names its product isocitrate dehydrogenase [NAD] subunit 2, mitochondrial. Gene Ontology annotation, molecular function: NAD binding; isocitrate dehydrogenase (NAD+) activity; magnesium ion binding. The transcript is spliced from 2 exons. Gene Ontology annotation, cellular component: mitochondrion. The coding region runs from base 158 to 1327 and encodes 389 amino acids. Gene Ontology annotation, biological process: isocitrate metabolic process; tricarboxylic acid cycle. NCBI's taxonomy places the organism in Eukaryota, Fungi, Ascomycota, Eurotiomycetes, Chaetothyriales, Herpotrichiellaceae. The record is from RefSeq and is a predicted model, not a curated record.
CUCUUCAAAGCUCCACCACCUCCAGCUCACCUUGCAUUCACGAUAGCAGCUCCUCUCUGCCCUCGGUCACUCUUUAGAUGCUGCGUGCUGUGACUACGAGUAUCUCUUGAAGUUUUUUGGCUCAUCAACACAGCAAUUCUAGCAGCAUCCGCCCACCAUGAUUGCGUCGAGAGUACUCGCUACUCCAGCUCGCCAGUGCUUGCGAAAAGCCUACCAACAGCCAGUGUGGGCUGCCGCAUCCUUCCAGGAACAGCCCAGACGUUUCAUAACCACGAAAGAAGAGGAUAAAGUUGCCAAGUUCAAGGGCACGAAAGGAUCAGACGGAAAAUACACGGUCACAUUAAUAGAAGGAGACGGCAUCGGACCCGAAAUCUCGCAAUCGGUCAAGGACAUCUACACAGCUGCAAAAGUCCCGAUCAAGUGGGAGCCCGUGGAUGUUACCCCUCGCUUGGUCGACGGCAGAACGACUAUCCCAGAAGAGUCUAUUAAAUCAGUGCAGAAGAACUAUGUGGCCUUGAAGGGACCUCUGGCGACUCCUGUCGGCAAGGGGCACGUGUCGCUAAACCUCACUCUCCGUCGUACUUUCAACCUUUUUGCCAACGUCCGUCCUUGCCGAAGUAUUCAAGGCUACAAGACAGCCUACGAUAACGUGGACACCGUGUUGAUCCGAGAAAACACUGAGGGAGAAUAUUCUGGUAUCGAGCACGUCGUGGUGGAUGGUGUUGUUCAGUCAAUCAAGCUCAUCACACGUGAAGCUUCAGAAAGAGUCCUGAGAUAUGCAUUCCAAUAUGCCCGCGACGUCAACAAGAAGAAGGUUCGCGUUGUUCACAAAGCUACUAUCAUGAAGAUGUCCGACGGUCUCUUCCUUAGUACGGCAAGAGAUGUCGCAAAGGAUUUCCCUGAUAUUGAAUUCGACGCCGAGCUUCUGGACAACGCCUGCCUCAAAAUCACAACUGAUCCAGGCCCGUACUCAGACAAGGUGCUCGUCAUGCCGAACCUGUACGGUGACAUUCUUUCCGACAUGUGCGCAGGGUUGAUUGGUGGCUUGGGGCUUACUCCCUCCGGCAACAUUGGUGACGAGUGCUCAAUCUUCGAAGCUGUCCAUGGUUCAGCUCCGGAUAUUGCCGGAAAGGGACUGGCCAACCCAACUGCCCUCCUUCUCAGCAGUAUCAUGAUGUUACGGCAUAUGGGUCUCAAUGAACAUGCGGUUCAGAUCGAGAGUGCUAUCUUCGACACGCUCGCUGAGGGCAAAACCUUGACCGGCGAUUUAGGCGGCAAGGCUAAGACGCACGAAUAUGCACAGGCUAUUAUCAGUCAUCUCAAAUAAGUGGCAGGCUGUUCGCAACAUGAAAGCUGAUUCGAAAUUGUUCGUGUGGUUCUGUACUUGCGGCAAAUCAGGGUCGAAGCAUCCAACCCAGUCGGGCCAGUCACUGCUUGUCUGAUGUUGUGAAGCCUGUGGAUCAAGUGCUUAUGGAGGGAUGUAUGUACCAUUUUAUCAUGCUAGAGCGGGUUGCAAAUACAUUGAUUUGAAAACGAUA